GGGCUGGUUGCAGCAGUGGAGGUGUGCUGUGGACGCUGGCCCUGCUUGUAAUAAUAUGAACGACCCCCUGGCUGCCAUUGGUCCGCUGCUGGCCGAUUCUCACUCGAGUGUCCACUAUUGGUGAACGGCGAGCAAAACACGGACCCCCCACUCACACCCUUCUGCUCAAUAUGCAUGACGUGGUGCACAGCCAUGUUAAAUGGCUUGACUGCCAAAACUAACGGGUUUUUUUUCCCCAUGCGCGUGUUGUUUGUUUUUGCGCGGUCGGUGUUGGUCCACGUAAGUUCGGACGGCUGUGGACGGCGCUAGCCGCAGUGCAGCUCUCCCCCCAGUCCGCGCAGCUCGCUGUGUGUCCCCCUGGCUGUCGAGUGGCCCUCCGUCAUCACAACAAUCCGCACCGCCAGGAAAACUGAGUAUCUGAGCGGAGAUGGCAUCGAUAGCGGCGGCGCAGGAGCCGGGCUUGAGCCCGGGCUCCGCUCCGCUGGCCGACGCUCUGGUCCCGGCGAGCAUAUUCGCUCCGGACCGGGGAGGCUGCGGGGAGGAGGCCGGGGACGAGUGCUUCGAGGAGGGAUACAUGCUCAACGGCGAGCCCGAGGACCGCGGGCUCGACUGCUGCAGCAAGCUGGCCCUUGUCAGCCCGAAUGGAGAGCAGUACGACUCGUUACUGCGGCAGCUCCGGGACAGGAUGGAGGAGGGCUGUGGAGAGACCAUCUACGUGAUCGGGAUGGGCUCUGAUGGCGGCGACUGGGGGCUGGACGAGAGGGACAUGGAGGCCUCGGUGGCCACGGUGCGCUCGCUCUGUGAGCAGCUGGACGCCGACCUCAUCCAUCUACGAGACCGCAGUGAGGCCGCCGGCCUGGUGCGGGACUACCUGAUCCGGAGGUGUGUGGGUGAGCUGGACUUCCUGGAGGUCAGGGUUGCGGUGGUGGGGAAUGUGGAUGCUGGUAAAAGUACCCUGCUGGGAGUGUUGACGCACGGUGAGCUGGACAAUGGCAGGGGCUUUGCCCGCCAGAAACUUUUCAGGCACAAGCAUGAGAUGGAGAGUGGCAGGACCAGCAGUGUGGGCAACGACAUCCUGGGGUUUGACCAGGAGGGGCAGGUGGUGAACAAACCGGACAGUCAUGGAGGGAGCCUGGACUGGACCAAAAUCUGUGAGAAGUCCUCCAAAGUCAUUACCUUCAUAGAUCUGGCGGGACAUGAGAAAUACCUCAAGACCACUGUUUUUGGGAUGACCGGACACCUUCCAGACUUCUGCAUGCUCAUGGUGGGGAGUAAUGCUGGCAUCGUGGGGAUGACCAAAGAGCACCUGGGUCUGGCGUUGGCUCUUAAUGUACCCGUGUUUGUGGUCGUAACCAAGAUAGACAUGUGUCCAGCCAACAUUCUGCAAGAAACCUUGAAGCUGCUCCAGAGGUUGCUGAAGUCCCCGGGCUGUAGAAAGAUUCCGGUCCUGGUGCAGAACAAAGACGACGUCAUAGUCGCAGCGUCAAACUUCAGUUCUGAGAGGAUGUGCCCCAUCUUCCAGAUAUCCAAUGUGAGUGGAGAGAACAUGGACCUGCUUAAGAUGUUCCUCAACCUGCUCUCCUCCAGGACGUCCUACAGGGACGAUCAGCCUGCUGAAUUCCAGAUAGAUGAUACUUACUCUGUCCCGGGAGUGGGGACUGUGGUGUCAGGGACUACUUUACGCGGGCUCAUACGCCUCAAUGAUACCAUGCUGCUGGGACCGGAUCCUCUGGGCAGCUUCAUCCCCAUCGCCGUUAAAUCAAUCCACCGCAAGAGAAUGCCUGUGAAGGAGGUCAGAGGUGGGCAGACUGCCUCCUUUGCUCUUAAAAAGAUCAAGCGCUCCUCCAUAAGGAAAGGUAUGGUGAUGGUGUCUCCGAGGCUAAACCCUCAGGCCACCUGGGAGUUUGAGGCCGAGAUCCUGGUCCUGCACCACCCCACUACGAUAUCCCCCAGAUACCAGGCCAUGGUCCAUUGUGGGAGUAUAAGGCAGACAGCCACCAUCUUGUCCAUGAACAGAGACUGCUUACGAACAGGGGACAAGGCCUCGGUCCACUUCCGCUUCAUCAAAACCCCCGAAUAUCUGCACUGUGACCAGAGGCUGGUGUUCAGGGAGGGGCGCACCAAGGCUGUGGGAACCAUUACUAAGCUGUUGCAAUCCACCAACAACAUGCCGUCAAACUCCAAACCCCCGCAAAUCAAAAUGCAGUCCACAAAAAAGAUGCCGCUCCGAAAAGAGGACGGCUCGGUGGCCACCGGCGAGGACGCAGCAACGAUAGCACAGUCAGCAGGCUCUGCCACGUCACAGGGGGGAGAGGGAGAUGAUGACCCUCAAAUAAAGGAGGGCAACAAAGAGAACAAGCCAAAGUCUGGAGGUGGUGGACGGAGAAGGGGUGGCCAGAGACACAAAGGAAAGGGCCAGAACAUCAGCUCCAACUCCACAGCAGCCCCCUCCUCGUCGGGGACAGGGAACUGCUGAACGGCUGUCUUCGCCUUGCAGACCUCCCACUCUGUCAUUCCACCAAGUGUCAUUCCACAAACCACAGGAGAGCGAUGUUUGGACCGAGAUAAUCUUACUCCUUGCCUUUCUACACCAAGUCUUCAGUUUUUUUGUUUUGUUAAAGAGGGUCACCUCGAUCUAAAACGCAUAUGCAUUUUAUUGUCAGCUGCCUUUAAUAUUGGAACAGUUUUGGUUUUGGUAAAACAUUGUCUUUUACGAGGUGGGUGGGGGGGGGCGGCAAGCCUGGUACAACAUGAGGGUUUAUUUAAUUCUAUACAUACCAGUGAAUCCAGUCCUCUGGUAGGAAAAAGUGAGGCUUCUAUAACAACAAGGGUCUGGUACCAACCUGAGCAGCUAUGAGUUAAACCUCCUCAUGCAUUCCCCAUGUAUUUGAAAUGAUACAACUAUUGUACUAUUUAUACUGCAUAUGGAAAUUAGCUGUUGUGUUGAUGAGAAAGGUGGCAUUGUACAAAAUGUAUGCAAAUCAAAGAUGAAUGUAGCAGAGGGCACAAAACAAUUUUGAAUUCUAGAUAUAUGGGAAAGUUUAUGAUGGGGCAUUUUAUAAUAUUUAUUUGGCAUACUAGCAGGACAUUUUAUUGUGGAUGGUUGGAAUCUUUUCACACUGACCCAUUUGCUCUCUUAGACACCAGUAUCUGUCAUGCUUCCAUUGUCGGUCUAUACGAACCUUUGACUCAAUAGUGUUCAUAUAAAUACAGCACAUAGUUUGUCACCUAAGCGGUUGCUUAUGAUGGUAAUGCGGUACUUGUUACUCUAGUACGCCAUGUGUUAUGGCCUGUUGCUGUUAAAUCAUUUUAACACCACUGCUGCGAAAAUAGGACCAUAAAUAAACACCGUUUACUCUACUUUUUAAAUAAAUUUUUCUCUUUUUUUUUAUUUAUUUUUUUACCCGAGACGCUUCUACAGUUUGUACUUGUGAAAGAUUUUAACAGUUUUCCAGCUUAGAUUAAUUGAACAAGAAG
This is a messenger RNA of Menidia menidia (Atlantic silverside), 3477 nucleotides long. The record is from the annotation of a GenBank genome assembly. NCBI's taxonomy places the organism in Eukaryota, Metazoa, Chordata, Actinopteri, Atheriniformes, Atherinopsidae.